GACUGCCUUGGCCAAGAGAGCACGGAGUGUGUUUUUUUUUUUUUUUUUUUUCUUUUUCCUAAGAGAUGUGAGAAAUUUAGUUAAUUUUUUAAGGCAAUUCCUUUUCACUGUGAUGAUUUGACCAAACUGAUCACUGGCCACCUUAACCGUUCGUAUACGUUAGGCAUAUUCCUACUGGCCGAUAACUCCUUCCAAUUCCCCCCCCCCCCCUGUCUUUUUUUUUUUUUUUUCUUUUCUCACCUCAUUCUCCCAAUCAGCAAAUAAAAAAGAAGAACCAUGUCUGAAGUUAAUGUGACGAAAGUAAUAGUGAACAAUCCCAUAUGUGACAUUUUAGAUCCAUUCGUUUUUACCAUUGAGUUUGAAGCGUUGAAUAAGUUAGAGGCGGAUUUGGAGUGGAAAAUUUUUUAUAUUUCUGCUGUGAACAACGAUGGGGAGGGGAACCAGGACAUUGAGCUAGAUAAUAUUUUUUUGGGACCCAUCGAGCGAGGCGUGAUGAUGUUUGACUACGCGGUGAAUCCGCCCGACUACAAGAACAUGGACGUUGAUAGCGUACUGGGCCUGCAAGCCAUCCUCAUAUCAGCCAACUAUAAAGACAAGGAGUUUAUUCGGAUAGCCUAUUACAUGAAUUCUUUUUACAAAGACAUGGAACUGAGGGAGAAGCCACCUGUCAUACCCCAGUACGAUAAAAUAUGUCGACAUAUCUUUGUAGAAAACCCAAGAAUUGUAAAAUUUUGCAUAACUUGGGAUGCAGAGGAGAAGGAUGAUUUUAAAGAGUUCGAUAAGGAGAAUGCACAGAUCCAGUUAAUUAACUGUGCCAAAAUAAAUGCAGAUGAUAAUAGUAACUCUAAUAUAACAAAUGACUCUACGCAGGAAAAUAUUUUCGUUUUUAGUGACAUCCCUGCGAAUGUUGGCACGAAUGGUAAAAUGAGCACGCAUGUCGCGGCGCACGAGAACGCUAAUACGUAUGCCAGCGCAGACUUGAACGAACGAGGGGCCCUCAGUAGUAACGCGGCAUCGACUGAUUUGGAUAAAUGCGAACUUUUUAAUGCCAACAUAAAUGGGAUCAGCAGAAUAACCAUUGACAAUAAUAACGCCUGA
Plasmodium cynomolgi strain B is the source of this 1098-nucleotide messenger RNA. Its product is annotated as chromatin assembly protein. The record is from RefSeq and is a predicted model, not a curated record. Gene Ontology annotation, cellular component: nucleus. The transcript is spliced from 2 exons. Bases 277 to 1098 code for a protein of 273 amino acids. Gene Ontology annotation, biological process: nucleosome assembly; DNA replication-dependent chromatin assembly; nucleosome disassembly. NCBI's taxonomy places the organism in Eukaryota, Apicomplexa, Aconoidasida, Haemosporida, Plasmodiidae. Gene Ontology annotation, molecular function: histone binding.